AUGCCCGGAGGUCCAGCGACGGCAGGCUUGUCGGCGGCCGUGGGACAAUGGACCAAGUUCCUGGCGCGCGCCGAAGCCAAACGACUAGACCCAAGCGACUUCGCGAGAUUCGUGCCCAUCCUUAACGCGGACUUCUAUCCAUUGCCUCCCAUCAUUAUUGCCAACCUCCUCCUCAAGCCGACGAAGCAGUCUUCCUAUUCUCUCGACCCCCGCCGACUACAAUAUCUCACCAUCCUCCUCAACCAGAAGCUCGUCAAUCCCCAGUCCGUCCUGAAAGUUCUACACCACUACUCGACAUCGCAGGCCAAGAUUCAGAGUGAACAUGAUGCAGGCACCACAAACGACGCCGCGACGGCCAAUAAAGACCAAAAAGGAGACAAGAAACCGAAGAGGGUGUUCUGGCAGAACUCAUACAACGACGAGGAGAUAAUCUUUCUGCGGCUCUCCAAGGUUAUUACACAUGGUCAAGGCAUCAGGCAUGCCUCUGACGCCUACGAGAUGGCCACGAACCUGAGCAAGUGGAUAACGCUCUUCAUCGACGUCAUCGCCGCCUUUUCACGAGAUACGUUCGGCACUAUUCAGGACAUGCGGACCAAGCAGGACAUGGAAACCUCUCUUCAGGCUUUCAGUUUGCUUUUGGUCAACUUUUUGGGAAACCAACGGGUGGUUUCUGCCUUCAGCCGGCCCGAGGCUAAAGGCCAUCGCAAACGAUUAGCGAGCUCUAUCGACCAGCUUAUACCCUAUAUCCUUCAGAAUCCAAAUACCUCUGGAAUUGCGGAGAAGUUAGAGUUCAGCCGAGGGCAGGCACUGGCCGGGGAAGAGUCUUCUGACCUGAAGGACGCUGCGGUAGCGGAGAUGCAUAGCUACAUGGAUAACAUGAUCGGGCUGGACACAUGGCAAAUACCCGACAUGCCCCUAGUUAACUCUCGCGCUGGUCUGUACAUUUAUAUCAAUGCUGCGCUUGUGGGACGACCUUUGAUCGAUGACCAUUCUCUUUACACCUACCUACACAACAGAUACCAGGGUGACUUACAAACAACAGCAAUACACCUUAUCCUAGCAUCCUUCGAUGUCUUGGCGAACGCCGUCUUUAGGUACGAAGGAUCAAAAACCGGACACUUGCUCAAAUCAUACGUCGUCAACAAGGUUCCCCUAAUAUUGGGUAACUUUGCCGCUUCCUCUACACAUAUGUAUCCUUUCGACGCAGAGUUCUGCAUAUCCCAGGCGCUGGGUCAGGUUGACACCAAUGUGUUCCCGACAUUGUCCAAUAUGUUUGACAUGUCGAACACGAGCAGCUCCUUUCAGGACUCUGUACGACAAGACUUUUGCUUUGCCUGCCAGUUGCACGGGCUGUUGUCUUCGUCGGCCAUUGAGACCUUGUUGGGCGAGAUUACGUAUCAAACACUGCCGGACGAGGGCCGGUACGUGAAAGAAACGCUUGUUCAGGCAUGUUUGGAAGAUUCCGAGAGAAGUCAGAGGCUUAUCGGGGAAUUGGAUAACAUGAAUGGAAACGUGGGCGCUGCCGCGCAAGCUAUUGUUGAGGUGAUUGGUACACUCUGCCGCAACAAGGAGACCAUGACUCUCAAGCAAUUGUGCAGUCAGCUGGCCAGCAAACCGUCAUCUUUGGAUAUUCUACUGCUCUUCGACAAACCAUACAAAAUCCUUCAUCCUCUGUGCGAGCUCUUGGACAACUGGGGUGGGUACGACGAGGAUCAGGGCGAAUAUCAGCCUGUAUACGAGGAAUUUGGGUCUAUAUUGCUUCUACUACUGGCCUUUGUGCACCGCUACAGUUUGACACCCACUGACUUGGCCAUCCGGUCUCCGGAUUCGUUCGUGGGAAAGCUGCUAGGAAGGGGCUCGUUGAGUCGGCCUUUAGACGAGCUCAGCGACCAGGAAAAGUCGCACCUGAAUGGUUGGGUACAUGGGCUAUUUGACUCGGAGGCUGGUGGCUUAGGAGACGAUCUUAUGUCGUCGUGUCCUCCGCAGGACUUCUAUCUACUCAUGCCGACGCUUUUUGAUCAGAUCGUUAUGGCUUUGAGUACAGGCUGCUUGAAUGAUUACCUGUUAAGGAGUGGUCUAGAAUAUCUCUUGGAUACCCUAUUAUUGCCCUCACUAGUGCCAGCACUCUUGUUCCUUGCAAACAAUCUGCGAACCGAUAAGCAAGCCGGUCAAGGAGCGGUCAUCAAGAUUCUUCAGCUCAUUCUGCGUCCUAACUCGAUCUCUAAUGAAGCAUCUACCAUGCUCUCAUCGGUCCUGAACAUCGUCGCCAAGCCCCUGGAACUCUCACUCCGCUCCUAUCAGCGUCAAGUUCCCGCCUCACAAGAGGUCGAGCCCCUCUUGCGCGCUCUCAAAGAGAACCUGGCCGUGUCCGGCCGCACCGGUGGCGCCGAUCAUAGCGAGCUGGAAAACUGGACCGGCACGCACCACAACGGGUCCGGGUCCGUCGGGGGUCUCUACGGCGCCAUCCGCCACGCCGUCCAAAACCUGGUCCAAUGGGCUCAACACUCCCCCGGCAACGGCGUGCCCACCACUUACACCCACCGCCAGGUCCUCGUCGCCCUCCAGAUCUGCGGCGCAAGGCGUCUCCUUUCCGCCUUGCUUGAGGAGCUGAAAGCGCAAACAGAAGCCGGCAACGGCCCCGUCGCCUACGACGUCGUCACCGCCAUCAUCUGCGCUCCCGACGUCCACAACACCCCCGUAAUGGACGACGACCCCUCUACCAGAGGUGGAGGGGAUUCAAAUAACCACCCCGUCCUCAAACGCCAGCGGAGAAUCACCCUCCGCGAAGCCCUCAAAUUCGAAGCGGAAGAGUUUAAGAAAAUCCAGAAAUCGGACCCCUUAAUGGCCGAAACGGUCGUCAGGUUGCAUCGCCGCGUCGAGGCGCAGAUGGCCCUCCCUCCGCCGCCUCCGCCGCCCGCGCAGCAUCAUCAUCAUCAUCAGCAGACGAUGCUGCAGCCGGAGCUGAGCGCGUUGGGUGUGGUGGCUGGGGAUGCCAUGGGUGAUUCGAUCAUGAAUGCUGCGGCGGUUGCAGUGUCGAGUGGUGAUCAUCACCAUUCGGUGGAUGCAAUGAGUCUGGAUGCUGCUGGCAUGGGUGGGUUGGAUGUCGGGGGAGCGGGUGGGAUGGAUUUGAGUGGGAUGGGUGAUAUGGGUAUGGGUGGUAUGGGUGGGUUGACGGUUAAUACGAGCACUGGAGGGGUGGGAGGCGGUGUUGGAGCGGGUGCUCAGAGUGGCGGUGGUGCAGGAGGAGGUGCUGGUGCGGCCGGGAAUGGAGCAGGAGGUGCUGGCGGUGCUGGCGGUGGAGGCAGCGGCAGCGGUGGUGCGGGAGGAGACUUGAGUGGCGAUGAUAUCUUUAGCGGAUUGGGGACGGGGGACUUUACAACGGAUUUCGGGAACUGGGAUACGAUGGACUUGGGGUAGUAUCCUCAACGUCCAAGACAGAUGGUCCCGGAGGAUGGGGACUGAGAACGGUGGAAUGCGAAUCGUUUGU
Molecule: messenger RNA, 3487 nt
Organism: Neurospora tetraspora
Lineage: Eukaryota; Fungi; Ascomycota; Sordariomycetes; Sordariales; Sordariaceae
Product: mediator complex, subunit Med5
Exons: 6
Coding region: 1-3417 (1138 amino acids)
Biological process (GO): regulation of transcription by RNA polymerase II
Cellular component (GO): mediator complex
Molecular function (GO): transcription coregulator activity
Source: RefSeq, a predicted model, not a curated record